Molecule: messenger RNA, 3535 nt
Organism: Neohortaea acidophila
Lineage: Eukaryota; Fungi; Ascomycota; Dothideomycetes; Mycosphaerellales; Teratosphaeriaceae
Product: Sec8 exocyst complex component-specific domain-containing protein
Exons: 1
Coding region: 143-3511 (1122 amino acids)
Biological process (GO): exocytosis; Golgi to plasma membrane transport
Cellular component (GO): exocyst
Source: RefSeq, a predicted model, not a curated record
GUUUAUCUUCCCUGCAACGCCGCUCCCCCUCCCCUCUUCCUCCUCGUUCUCGCAUUUGUGGAUGCGAAGAGCCAUCGCAAUGGUCGUUCUUCUCAGACGAGGAUGAGGGCUUGCCCCAGCGAGUCAAGGAAGAAGUGAAACCAUGUCGUACAUGCGACAACCGGCGCCCAAUGGCUAUGCCUCGCAGAACGGCUCGCAAGGCCCACCGCCCUCCCGUCGCUUCGAUCUCGAGACUAGCAGCAUCGAUACCAGCGCCGAUGAACGCUCCCGCUCUCGUCCGGGCUUCCACACCAACCACCCUUACGAUCACCGCCCAUCCCAGCCCGAUCAAGUCCAUGGGGUCUCGCGACUGAACCGCGAAAACGCGCAUAGAAGAAGCCGCGACUACGAGUGGAAUCAGAGUCGCAGCCGAAGUCGUCCGGCGAGUCGACCGGGCGCCGCCUCCCGCUAUGGACCAAGCGGUGGCGGUGCGCAGGUGGAAGACGUGCUGCGGUAUAUCGAGAGUCGCUGGGCUUUCAUGGCUACCCCCUCCUGCAUCCCCGUCAAAGUCGCGCUGCAGCUCAAAGACUCCUCCUCCCUCGGCCUGGCGAACGACAUGGACCAGUUCCACUCUGCGCAUGCGCAGCUUGAAAACGCAUUGAAGACGAUUGUGAACGAGCAUCACCAGGCAUUCAAUAGCAGUAUCGGCACCUUUCACAAAAUCCAGCAAGCUAUUCAUACUUCUCAGCAACGUGUCCGAACGUUGCGUGGAGGAUUGACCCAAGCAAAGGCGAAUCUUGCAGCAAGCCGGCACGCUCCUGAGCUCAAAGUGUUGAUGGACAGUAGUGCAUCCUACGACCGCAUGCUGGAGGCGAUCAGUACCAUUGAAAAGCUGCAAGUCGUGCCAGACCAGCUAGAGGCACAGCUACGAGAGAAGAGGUAUCUUGGGGCGGUGGAGAACCUCCUGGAAGCAUUGAAAUUGGUCAGAAAGGCCGAGUUGGACGACAUUGGCGCUUUGGGGGAGAUGAGGGUGAGACUGAGCAAUCAAGAGCAGAUACUCACAGACAUGCUGGUCGAAGAGCUGCACAACCAUCUCUAUCUCAAAAGCCCUUAUUGCGAGGAGCGGUGGAAGAGUCACUACACCGCUAGAAACCUGUCUGCACUGGCAACUCCCGGCAUCGCAGACGAAGAUCGAGCGCUGCACAGCUUUCUUGCCAGCUAUAACGGGACGGAACCGAUGCAAGAAGAACCGACUCGCAACGCAGAGGCCGACUCGUUCUACUUCAUCCAACUUCUCGUCGAGUCCUUGCACAAGAUGUCUAAAUUAGAUGUGGCGGCGGAUAGAAUCGAAGAGAGAUUACCGAUCGAGUUUCACCGACUGCUCGAGCGCACCCUGGGCGAAGUUGAACAGCGCCAUCCUGCAAUGGCUCUCAAAGGCUCUCACAGACGGCAGACCCCUGGCUCAGACAUUGACCCGGAGCGUAGAGCCGUGCUUGAAGACCUGCUUCACACCCUCUUUGCCAAGUUUGAGGCAAUCGCGGAAGCGCACCGAGUUUUGCACGAAGUCACGGCGGCGGUUCUCAAACGAGAUGCUGUCGCGAGCGACGAAGCAGGUGCGUUGAAUCGAAGCUUCCGCGAGCUGUGGAAGUUGCUGCAAAGCGAGAUGCGCUCGUUGUUGCACGACCAUCUUGCCACAGAUGCAGGCGAUCCAACGAGAGCUGGUGGACGUCGAGAGAAAGAUACCAUGACUGUGGGCAACAUGUUCAACUCCCAGCCGCGAGACCGCAGUGUCAAGCUCUUCAGACUCGCAGAUACUCGAGAAGCGAAUCAAGACUUGGCCACGGAGCGAGAAGAUCUGGAGGGCAUCUUAAGAUCCUCCGUACCUGGCUUGGUGAAUUCCUCCAAGGACGCGUCGGCCAAGACUGUCGAUGUUAACGGUGAUCUGGCCCUGAGAGACCGUGCGACUGCCAGUGCAGCAGGCCACAAACUCCUCGUCGACCCCAGUGUGUUUAACAUGGGUAUCCUCCUUCCGCCUGCCAUCGCCUUUCUCAACAAUUUGAAGGCGAUCGUGCCACCGGGCACCGGCACGGGAACGCUAACAUCAUUCAUGGACGACUUCCUCCUCAACAUCUUCUACCCACAGCUCGAUGAAACGCUGCUUGAGCUGUCGUCACGAUGUAUUAACGAUCUUGAUACCUUUCAGCCGGACCCGGCGUGGCAGUCGAAAGCUUCCAGGCCGAUCUUCAAGGGGGCGGCGAGAUUUUACGACCUGCUGGAGCGAUUCUGUGGACUAUUGGCUGUGCUUCCCCAUGAGCGAAGCUUUGUUGAGCUAGUCAUAGCCCAGAUGAGAGCUUACUAUGACCGAUGUUACUCGUGGAGUAAAGGACUCUUGCAACGAGUGGACAUGAGCUACCAGCUCGACUACGAGCAAGGGGGUGGCGUUUCGGGAGCAGAACCGGGGGCUGCAUCGAAGAUGAGGAUGGCCGCCGAGCUUGCGACGCAAGGGGAAGUGUGCGAAAUCGUGCUGGAUUUGCUUAAGCUGGGCGGCGGCACGCAGAGGGAGCAAGACGAGUUGGCGCAAAAGGAGGCGGACCUGCUGCUGCGGCUGGCUAAGAGGCGUGAGCUAGAGGACGCGGACCUCAUCCACGAUCGCAAGACGCUUACUGCCCUCUGCACGCUUCAUGUGAGCCUAAAGUGGCUCGCGAGCAAGUGCAAACGACUACGGUUCCUGUCUCCGUGGUCGGUCGACACGGCCAAUACGCAAGCGCAUAGAAACCGCCGAUGGACUGCUUACACUCAGGACCUGCACUCCGACGGCGUGCCCGGCGGUACCUACCUCCCUCUUGAUGACCAAACGGCCGAACAGUUCGACGCCGUCCUCAUAUCAUUCACUGAACUCAGCACGCUCGUGCUCAGGACGCUGCACGUUGAUCUCCGUUUGCACCUCCUGCACGGCGUCUACAAGGCCACAGACACGACCUACCUCCUCAAUCAGCCCUACAACGACCCGGACCCGAACAUCUCCGAGUUGGCGGAGAGCAUAAGCACCUACUGUGCGCAGCUUCAGACGCAUCUUCUGGAGCCGCAGUAUGGUUUCUUGACGGCCCAUCUGGCCACGCUGGUCAACACUGCACUCAUCGGGCUCGUCGGCAGUAUUCCCGCCAUGGAUGCAUUCGGCAACCAACGCAUGGCGCUGAACAUUCUCGUCCUCUCGCAGAUCCUCAAGCAACUUCAACCCCCUCUAUCCACAUCGACCACGUCUACCUUGCCUGGCGACCUUACGCGCGCCGCUCGCUUCUACGAGCUCGCAUCGCUCGGGCCACAGUCUGUUGUCGAGCAGGGGCCGGACGAGAAUUUUGCGCGCGAAGACUUGAAAGCGCUUUGUCGAUUGUGCUGGAAUGAAGCGAGAGAUUCGCCGAGUCUGGGCGAUAUGGAGAAGUACGUGAUGAAGCUUGGGGGGUGGCCGAGGAGGCAGCAGAGCUUGAGUCGGAAGGCUAGUCGACCGCGUCUGGGGAACAAGUCGAGUUCGUGAAAAGAGAGUGGUGAAGUUGAGUUU